AUGUAUUUCUGGGUAAAAACAAUACUUUACCCAGUAAUCAUUGCUGCAGAUUUGAAAGAGAAGCAAGUUAGAGUUCUUGUUAAGGUCCUGCAAAGAUAUAAGAAAGUGAUCGAAUGGACCAUUGUUGAUAUAACAGCAAUACCUCCUGGAAUCUGCACUCAUAAAAUUUUAUUGGAGGAGGAUUAUAUGCCUAGCAUUGAACAUCAGAGAAGAUUUAAUCCACCUAUGCAAGAGGUGGAGUUGCUAGCAGUGGUAUAUGCCUUUGAGAAAUUUAGGGCAUACUUGUUGGGUAUGAAAGUGAAAGUACAUUCUGACCAUGCAGCCCUGAGAUACUUAAUGGCAAAGAAAGAUGCAAAGCCAAGGUUGAUCAGAUGGAGGUUAGAAGAUGAGAAAGAAGAUGGGGAUGGGAUGGAGAUUAAUGACUCAUUCCUAGAUGAGCAGGAUGUAUUUAAUCUGGUUAAAGGGUAUGACAAGUGUCAGAGACAAGGAGCAAUAUCAAUAAAACAUGUGCUCCCUAUGACUCCGAUCUUAGAGGUGGAAAUCUUUGAUGUCUGGGGCAUCAAUUUUAUGGGGACAUUUGUUCGUUCUUUCAGGCAGAAGUAUAUCCUAGUGGUUGUUGAUUAUGUCUCCAAAUGGGUAGAAGUAGUGGCACUAGCAGACAAUGAAGGUAAACGUGUUGCAGGAUUUUUGAAAAAGAACAUUUUCUCUAGGUUUGGUACACCUAGGGCAAUCAUUAGUGAUGGGGGUUCUCAUUUUUGCAAUAAGGUGUUCAGGACUUUGCUAGCUAAGUUCGGGGUGAAACAACAUAAAGUGGCUACUCCUUAUCAUCCACAGACUAGUGGGAAAGCUGAGGUGUCAAACAGAGAGAUUAAGGAAAUAUUGGCAAAGUUCGUAAAUGCCAAUAGGACUGACUCGACAAGGAAACUUGAUGACGCUUUAUGGGCAUAUUGGACAGCUUUUAAAACACCCAUUGUUAUAUCUCCAUACCAAUUAGUGUUUGGAAAGGAAUGUCAUUUUCCCAUGGAGUUAGAGCACAAGUCCCUAUGGGAUCUUAAAAAGUUAAAUCUGAGUUGGAGUGAUGCCGCGAACAUGUGCUUGGAACAAAUCAAUGAGAUGGAUGAAUUCCAUCUAAGGGCAUACAAAAGGUCUGCUCUCUACAAAGAAAGGAUGAAGAUCUACCAUGACCGGUGA
Molecule: messenger RNA, 1191 nt
Organism: Solanum dulcamara
Lineage: Eukaryota; Viridiplantae; Streptophyta; Magnoliopsida; Solanales; Solanaceae
Exons: 4
Coding region: 1-1191 (396 amino acids)
Biological process (GO): DNA integration
Molecular function (GO): nucleic acid binding
Source: RefSeq, a predicted model, not a curated record